AUGUCCCGAGCCGGAACUUGGUUGAAGAUGCUGGUAGCUGGCACUGUCAUUUGUGUUGGUGGCCCGAUGUUCGUUCAAUCCAUCCGUCCUACCGACGAAGAACUGUUCAAGCGAUACAACCCUGAGUUACAGAAGCGGAGUCAGGAGGAUGGUGAUCGUCGAGCGCAAGAAUUCGACGACUAUGUCAAUCGGUUAAAGCAAUGGUCGAAGUCGGAUAAGUCCAUCUGGUUCGCAGCUCAAGAGCAGGAGAAACAGAAACGUUCCGAGCUCGAAGCGCAACGGAGUCAAGCCAAAGACGAAGCUAAGGUACAGCGUGAGGAAAUGCGGAAGGAGCUGCUAGGAGAUAAAUAG
Aspergillus tanneri is the source of this 351-nucleotide messenger RNA. RefSeq lists its product as uncharacterized. The record is from RefSeq and is a predicted model, not a curated record. Gene Ontology annotation, cellular component: mitochondrial membrane. The coding region runs from base 1 to 351 and encodes 116 amino acids. NCBI's taxonomy places the organism in Eukaryota, Fungi, Ascomycota, Eurotiomycetes, Eurotiales, Aspergillaceae. The transcript has 3 exons. Gene Ontology annotation, biological process: mitochondrial respiratory chain complex III assembly.